AUGAAUAUAGAUAAAUGCAUUUGUGUUGAAGAUUUUGAACGACUGGCUGCAAAAAAAUUAUCAAAAAAAGUUUCUGAAUUUAUUAGCAUUGGUGCAACUAAUGAACAAACUUUAAAAGAGAAUUGUUCGGCUUUCAAAUCAUGGCGUUUUCAACCGAAAGUUCUGAGGGAUGUUUCACAAAUUGAUACUAGUAGUUUUAUACUUGGAAGUAAAAUUGCUUUCCCUGUGUGUAUAGCCCCGUUUGGUCUUCACAAAAUGGCAUCUAAAAACGGCGAAAUUGACACUGCAAGAGCCGCGGAAAGCGUUGGUACCGGUUUCGUCAUGGGCACUUGGUCGUCAUGCACGAUUGAACAAAUUGCUGAAAAAGUUCCGAAAUGUUUAAGAUGGUUUCAGUUGUAUGUUGUGAAUGAUAGGGAUGUUGUAAAAACUUUAAUUCAAAGAGCUGAGCAGAAUGGAUACUGUGCUAUUGUAGUUACAGUCGAUGUGAUGGCGGUCGGCAAACGUUUCACUGUUCUACGAAACGAGUUGUCAUGGCGGCAGGAUUUGCCGCCAGGUAAUUUUGAGGACGGAUAUCUUAAUCGGAAUUCAGAAAAUGACAAAGAUGUUGAUUUAAAUAUUGAUCAAACAAUCAAUUGGGAUGAUAUUGAUUGGAUAAGAAGUAUCACGAAUCUGCCAAUUAUAAUCAAAGGAAUAAUAACAGUCGAAAUGGCCUUGGAAGCGGUGGACCAUGAAGUAGACGGAAUAAUUGUUUCAAAUCAUGGAGGCCGUUGUUUGGAUUCUACGUUACCAGCUAUUCAUGCUCUUCCUAAAAUUAUGAAAUCGGUAAAAGGUAGAUGCGAAAUUUAUCUUGAUAGUGGGAUUAGAAACGGCGCCGAUGUGGUAAAAGCAAUUGCCCUUGGUGCGAAAGCUGUAUUUGUAGGAAGACCGAUAUUAUGGGGUCUGACAUGUGCCGGUGAGGAGGGUGCUCGCAGAGUUUUAGAAAUUUUACGAGAUGAAUUCGAAACGACCAUGAAGCUUUUAGGAGUGGUUUCGAUCGCUGAUUUGCAAUCGAAUCGAGAUCUUGUUGUCUACAAGUCGAAACUUUUAUCCCAAUUGUAG
Styela clava is the source of this 1098-nucleotide messenger RNA. The record is from RefSeq and is a predicted model, not a curated record. NCBI's taxonomy places the organism in Eukaryota, Metazoa, Chordata, Ascidiacea, Stolidobranchia, Styelidae.